AUGGAGUACCGUGUCUUCAGCGAGACGGAUUUUAACUCAACGAUUGGAGCCGGUGGUACCUUAGGCAUUGAGAAACUUGUCAAUCUAAGUCUGUCCCACAAGCGAACCUCUAGACGUUUCCGGAAGGCUUCGGAUGUCUUCAAAUCGGGAAGAUUACGGCUGAAGAGGUCUCUGUUCCACUAUAUGGAGGAGCAAGGAGACACAAGUUCUGGUCCAUUCCUGGUGGCAUUUGGAUCGGAGCGCUCCCUUCGCUACUGGACAGUCAACGAAAACUACGAAAUCUACGGCACAAGCAACCCCCAAAAUGCCUCUCUCUUCUUCAUCAUCUCUAGCGACAGUGGUCAACAUCCGCACGAGUUCCACAUUGCAUACAAGGGGGAUAACCGACACGUGCUGAAGAAGCGAGUGAGCUCCCUAACCCCAUUCUCGCAGAGAACAGUGGAAGCAAUUCCGCGGUACCUCGAUGCUGUGGUGUCUAUAUUUGGGUCGAAUCCAGGCCCAUUGCAGCUUGUGUACCACGUCUCUGAGCGGAGUAGGCUGCUGUUGUACAGGAGAAUUGCUAACGAGAAGGGGCCAAUCAGUCUGUCUACUUGGACGCAGGGAGACGACGUGUUUUUCAUCAACUGUGCACGGCGGAGUAUGAAGAGGGAUGGGUCUCGGGCGGGGAAUAGACGCGACGGACCCGAAGCCGUGGGGGCCAACAAAAGCGCUUUUCAAGUCCGUCGCAUAUCAGCGAAAAGCGUCCUGGCUACGGAAGAAGGAGGCUCGCUGCAGAGCUACGACCGUGAGGUGUGGAGUUCCGUAACCCUUAGAGCCAAUUUGAAGGCGUCCGUCGUCGUCCCUGCCCCGUCGCAAGCGCCGGUUGAAAUCGGCGCUGAUUCGGACCUAUCGCGUUCUACAACCUCCGGGCGUAGGACACUAGGGAAGAAGGUGAUCAACCGUAGCGUAUCUUUCAUGAGCGACCACGACGAUAAGAGUGCCGACGACGGCGACGAUAAAAAGCCGGAGAGCGACGGCGGCGGCGAUCGACCUUUCGCCGACAGCGUCGCUAACGCGCAUUUCGCACUCCCGCCGUUCGAGGAACGACUGAGCAAGUGGAUAGUGGAUAAAAUUGUACAAGAUAAGGGGGCUAAGCUCGAUUGCAAUCUCGAGGACUUUAUCAGCAAAUCAAACGAAAAGGAAAAGAGGUUGAUCCUUCUUUUAUGCGACCAAUUUGUCAAGCACUUCAAAAUCACCCACUACGUCAGCACAAUUGAGCUCGGGGCCUUAGAGUAUUCCGUCUUUAGUGAGACAGAAUUCAACUCAUCUAUUGGAGGAGGGGGUGUUCUGGGUGUUGAGAAGAUCGCCACACUCAGCGUCUCUGGCAACCGCAGCUCGCACAGGUUCCGGAAGGCUUCGGAAGUGAAGAUGAUCGGCAAGAUCUCUGACGUCAAGAAGAUCCCCUACCUCCAAGUUGCCCUACAGUGGUCUCUCAACAACUACAUAGACGAGCAAAGAGACAUCAGUACUGGUCCGUUCCUUGUGGCAUUUGGAACAGGGGAUCAAGAGCGGUACUGGAAGGUCGAUGGAAACUAUGGCAUUAUUGCCAUCAUCCACAUUGCCUACAUGGGGGACAACGGAGCCUCCAGAAAACUGGGCGCCAUGACCCAGAAAACCAUUCCACGCUACCUCGACGCAGAUGUGUCUCUAUUCGGAACCAACUCGGGACCGCUCCGUCUUGUGUACCACGUCUCUGAGCGGAGCCGACUCCUGCUGUUCGGGAGAGUUGCAAAUGAGAAGGGGCCGAUCAAUCCGACAAUGUGGGCGCAGGGAGACGACAUGUUUUUCAUCAACUGUGCACGUAGGAGGAUGAAGAGGGAUGGGUACAUUGGCAUGCGUCAGCGCAGAAGAGAUCAAUGGGUUUCAGCAUGUUUUCCACGACGUGGUGCUCACAACGAACAGAACAAGUUCAUGGUUUCCGUCUUCUCCCUGUGUCAUCUAAAUCUAACUCUGGGCCAAGGACAGCAGUUCUAA
Messenger RNA from Geodia barretti, 2013 nucleotides. The record is from the annotation of a GenBank genome assembly. Lineage: Eukaryota; Metazoa; Porifera; Demospongiae; Tetractinellida; Geodiidae.